AUGAUGCGACUGAGACCUUGCUAAUAUUAGAAACGCUUUAAAAAGUAAAUGAAUUACUUGACCUUGACAUCAAACUUUAGUAGUAUAACUCUUAAAGCUUAUUUGAAAUUAAGAGGAAAUCUUCAAAGGUAAAUUGAACGCUGUUACUUCUUAGAUUAUGAUCUAGCAGCUAAUAGAAAAUGUUUUUGUACACAAAUUCCCAAUUAUGACUUAAAAAGAGUACUAGAUAGAGAUCCUGUCAAACUUAAGUAAAAAGAUACCAAUGCUUGA
Stylonychia lemnae is the source of this 270-nucleotide messenger RNA. The record is from the annotation of a GenBank genome assembly. Lineage: Eukaryota; Ciliophora; Spirotrichea; Sporadotrichida; Oxytrichidae.